This is a messenger RNA of Tachyglossus aculeatus (Australian echidna), 1722 nucleotides long. RefSeq names its product solute carrier family 2 member 6 (gene SLC2A6). Gene Ontology annotation, molecular function: transmembrane transporter activity. Gene Ontology annotation, cellular component: membrane. The coding region runs from base 66 to 1589 and encodes 507 amino acids. The record is from RefSeq and is a predicted model, not a curated record. Lineage: Eukaryota; Metazoa; Chordata; Mammalia; Monotremata; Tachyglossidae. The transcript has 10 exons. Gene Ontology annotation, biological process: transmembrane transport.
GCCCGCAGGGUAGCCGGGCCUCGAGCAUCCUUCCCUGGUCCCCGGACCCUCCCCCGACCCGCACCAUGCAGGAGCCGCUGCUGCGGGAGCCCGGGCCGGACUACGACACUUUCCCCGAGGAGCCGCCCAGCCCGACCCCCGCCGGCCCCGCCAAGGCUCCACAGAACAAGCGUCUCUUCCUCGCCGCCUUUGCAGCCGUGCUGGGCAACUUCAGUUUCGGCUUUGCGCUGGUGUACACGUCGCCCGUCAUCCCGGCUCUGGAGAGCUCCUCCAACCCCGCGCUGCACAUGACCAAGGUGGAAUCGUCCUGGUUUGGGUCGGUGUUCACUCUCGGGGCGGCCGCGGGAGGCCUGAGUGCCAUGCUCCUCAACGACCUGCUGGGCCGGAAGCUGAGCAUCAUGUUCUCGGCCCUGCCCUCGGUGGCCGGCUACGCGCUCAUGGCCGGCGCCAGCGGCCUGUGGAUGCUGCUGCUGGGGAGGAUGCUGACGGGCUUUGCCGGGGGACUCACGGCCGCCUGCAUCCCCGUGUAUGUCUCCGAGAUCUCCCAUCCCAGGGUCCGAGGGAUGUUGGGAGCCACACCCCAGAUCAUGGCUGUCUUCGGUUCCCUCUCCCUCUAUGCCCUGGGUCUGAAGUUGCCCUGGCGCUGGCUGGCAGUGGCGGGCGAGGUGCCUGUGCUGGUCAUGAUCCUCCUGCUGUGCUUCAUGCCCGACUCCCCACGCUUCCUGCUUUCCCAGGGCAAGGAUGAAGAGGCUCUGCGGGCACUGGCCUGGCUGCGGGGCAAGGACACAGACAUCUGCCAGGAAUUCCAGCAGAUCCAGGAGACCGCCCAGAGCCGGAAUGGACGUAUGAACUGGGCCGAGAUCAAGGAUCCAUUUGUCUACAAGCCCAUCUUCAUCUCCGUGCUGAUGCGCUUCCUGCAGCAGUUGACGGGAAUCACCCCCAUCCUGGUCUACCUGCAGUCCAUCUUCAAGGGCACUGCUGGAUUCCUGCGCCCGGAGUACGAUGCCGCCAUCGUGGGGGCCGUGCGCCUCGUGUCUGUGCUCAUCGCCGCCGCCACCAUGGACAAGGCCGGGAGGAAGAUACUCCUGUUCGUCUCGGCUUCGGUCAUGUUUGCCGCCAACCUGGCCCUGGGGCUCUACGUCCUCCUUACGGCGCCGCGCGAAAUUCAUAACAGCACCGUGCCCCAUCCCAGCGGAGCCCUGGGGGACCCAGGGCCCAUUGCCGCUCCGGAGUCCCCCAACUACAUCACCCUGAUACCCCUCAUUGCCACCAUGCUCUUCAUCAUGGGUUACGCCAUGGGUUGGGGUCCCAUCACGUGGCUGCUCAUGUCGGAGGUCCUCCCGCUGAAGGCGCGGGGCGUGGCCUCGGGGCUCUGCGUGCUCGUCAGCUGGCUCACGGCCUUCGCCCUGACCAAGGCCUUCCUCCUGGUGGUGGACGACUUCGGCCUUGAGGUCCCCUUCCUAUUCUUUGCCGCCAUCUGCCUGGUGAAUCUGGUCUUCACGGGAUGCUGUGUGCCGGAGACCAAGGGCCGGACCCUGGAGCAAAUUGAGCACUUCUUCCGGACCGGGCGGUGGUUGUUGGUGAAGUAGGACUGGCCCCCGCCCCCGUGCCCUGUGCAGGCAGUGUGCCGGGGCUCUGACGGAUUGCCUUUGACUCGUGGGCGGCGGCAGCGAGGGCUCAGCCCGGGCUGGGCACCUUCUGGCCCAGAGGGCAUGCGUGACC